Dermacentor silvarum is the source of this 7794-nucleotide messenger RNA. RefSeq names its product flotillin-1-like (gene Flo1). The record is from RefSeq and is a predicted model, not a curated record. Gene Ontology annotation, cellular component: plasma membrane. Gene Ontology annotation, biological process: positive regulation of endocytosis; protein localization to plasma membrane; protein kinase C signaling. The transcript has 11 exons. Bases 189 to 1520 code for a protein of 443 amino acids. Lineage: Eukaryota; Metazoa; Arthropoda; Arachnida; Ixodida; Ixodidae.
CAACGAUUUUUCGCUACGCCGUUGCGCGAGCGAAGGAGCGAAGUCUGCUGGAGUGCGCGCGCCGGUGCGGAGUGUAGUGCAGCGGUACUGUGCAGCUGUAGGGGCGAGCGAGAGAGAAGCGGUUGUCCUAAUUGCUAUGCUCUGUCGUCAGCUGCCUUUUCCUUGCUGAUAAACGCUAGACGCUCGCCAUGGUCGGUUUCGUCGCUUGUGGGCCCAACGAGGCUCUGGUCGUGUCCGGGUGCUGCCAUGCCCACCCGCUGUUGGUUCCUGGGGGCAGGGUCUUCGUCUGGCCCAUAAUCCAGAGAGUGCAAAAAAUCAGCCUGAACACCAUGACGUUGACCAUUGAGAGCCCCAAGGUCUACACACAACAGGGCGUUCCUAUAUCAGUCACAGGCAUAGCUCAGGUAAAGAUCCAAGGGCAAAAUGUGGAGAUGCUGCGAGCUGCAUGCGAGCAGUUUCUAGGAAAGAAGGAUGAAGAGGUGAUGCACAUUGCACGCGAGACCCUUGAGGGGCACCAGCGUGCCAUCAUGGGCACCAUGAGUGUUGAGGAGAUCUACAAAGACCGCAAGAAAUUCUCCAAGCAGGUGUUUGAGGUGGCCUCAUCCGACCUCGUCAACAUGGGCAUCACGGUGGUAUCCUACACCAUCAAGGACAUCAGCGAUGACGAGGGCUAUUUGAGGGCACUGGGUAUGGCCAGAACGGCGGAGGUCAAGCGAGACGCCCGCAUUGGAGAAGCCGAAGCACAGAGGGACUCUCAGAUCAAGGAAGCCCUGGCUGAGGAAGAGCGCAUGGCAUCACGUUAUCUCAAUGACACUGAGAUAGCCAAGGCUCAACGUGACUUUGAACUCAAGAAAGCAGCUUAUGACAUGGAGGUUAACACCAAGAAGGCAGACAGCGACCUGGCGUACAGCUUGCAAGCGGCCAAGACACGGCAGCGUAUCAAGGAGGAACAGAUGCAGGUGCAGGUGAUUGAGCGUUCCCAAGAAAUACAGGUGCAAGAGCAGGAGAUCAUGCGACGUGAGAAAGAGCUCGAGGCCACUGUGCGCCGACCUGCUGAGGCUGAAAAAUACAGACUUGAGAAGAUGUCAGAGGCCAACCGGAACCGCGUCAUUAUGGAGGCUGAAGCUGAAGCAGAGGCUAUCAGACUGAAAGGAGAGGCUGAGGCAUUUGCCAUUGAGAGCAAGGCACGAGCUGAAGCAGAGCAGCUGAUCAAGAAGGCAGAUGCUUUCCGAGAGUACAAGGAGGCUGCGAUCCUCGAAAUGAUGCUGGACACACUGCCAAAGGUGGCAGCGGAAGUUGCGGCGCCCAUCUCCCAGUGCAAACGCAUUGUGAUGGUGUCCUCGGGUAAAGGCGAGGUUGGAGCAGGCAAGCUGACGGGUGAGGUGAUCGACAUCAUAGCCAAGACAACCAGCAUGGUUCACCAACUGACGGGGGUUAAUGUGGGCUCGGUCUGUGGCAAGGACCGAAAUCUUUCCUCUGCAGCGGCCUGGAACACCAAGACUGCCCAAGCUGCCAUGUGAAGAGAUGCCACCAGCUUCAGCUGAAGACUAUUGAAUACUGUUUUGCGCUGGCCAAUCCAACUCAUGCACUUUGUGAUGUUAGCCUGUUAAGCAGCACAUUGAGGUUGCACAUUUUGCCUGUUUCUGCUCUUGUUUUCAGGUGCACAUGCUUUGAGAGAUAGGUCACCUUUUCUUUUUUAUUAUUUUAUAACUAUUUUUCUUUCUCUUUCUUGGAAGCUUGUGUUCUGGCAUUUGAAAGCUUAGUAAGUUACUUAUGUGGUAGUAUCUUUCACCGUCUGUGAGAGGCUUUUGCAAGAGCUUACAAGGCUGGACUUUUUUUAUGGUAGUCUGCAAAUAGUAAUUGUAAGUUUUUUGUUGACUUGCAUUUAAAGGCGUAGCUAUCUCGGCUGGAUUGCUUCAGCUUAACUUAAACGAAUGGCUGCAUGUUAUUGGUUUAAGUCUCAUGUGACAUUGUCUUUAAAAAAAAAAAAGUUGUACAGCUUCAGUGUAACGAUGUUCAUUAUUUACAAGAAACAGUCUUUUCUGUUUAUUAUUUGUUUUUGACUUAUAUUUAUAGUCAUUGCUGAGUUGCAAUAGUUCUGCUUGCAAACCCUUGCAUUAUCUCAGUAGAACUUGUUGAAGCCCUGUUUUUUAACUUAGCUAUUCGCAGCUAAAGGUAGCUGCCAGUAACGGUAGCAGCCAUAAUCUAAAUGCAUGCUUGAAAACGAAGUACAUACAUGAUCAAUAUCAUGAGCUGGAAGGCAACCUGCAUCGGCAUGCAUCAUGGUCUUAUUCCUUUAUUGCUAAAAAAACCUGUGGCUUAUCCUGCCUAGUCGUAUGUGCUUUGAUGUUUGUUUUGAUUUAAAGAUGUCAUCUUGUGUUCUUUUUGUAGGGAAUCGUUUUAGCCAUAAGCAUAUGCAAGUUGAAGUUUGCGUUAUCUGCAUGCUACAGCUUGAAUUGUAUAUAAUAUAGCAUGUUGCCAGGUACACGUUACACGUGUUCCUGCUAGCAGGCAGUUUGUGUAAUAUUAAUACUGUACACCGCUGCCCUCUGCAAAAAAAUGAAAGGAUUCUGUAUCUUUCGCUUCAUUUUGCUUAAGUAACCUACCUAGCUUUCGUCGCACUUUUGUACCGUGUAGCAGAAGCUUGUGCAGUUCAUUCUUCAUGUGUAUUGUAUAGAUGUGUUCAAGGACUGUGAUUCAGGCAAAUUUAAUGAAGUAGCUGAUGUAUCACCGAGGGGGUCAAUAUUUUUAGUCAUAUUUUGUCGUUGAGAAAACCAUUAAAAUAAGAUUAAAAGCAGAGGUACUGUUUCCUAAAAGCUAUUAAAAAUGAGAUAGUUCACCAGUCAACAUGCUUCCAAGUUCCUGAUGUGACCAAAUAAAGCUUUUCCUACUUGUUAGUUCUUGGAGGAAUAAAUUGUUUUUAAGUCCAUUGUAUUACGUGCCGUUUGGAAGCUCCCACACACUGAGAGGCAGCUUCACAAGAAGUCUGCACCUGAAAUAAAAAAAAUUCCUUUAACGACUGGCCCACUCAUCUUUAUGUAUCUCAAGGUGUGUUUAUAACGUCAUAACGUAUAACGUAUAACGUAUUUUAUAACGUCUGCAUUGAGAGCAUUUGUGUUGACCACAUGCUAUGUGCCGCUUGAAAGCACACACAUUUGGAGGAUGUGUGAAGGAAUUGCCCAUGAAAUCUUCAUAGCAAAAAAAAAAAAAAAGGUUGUAAUGGACUGCCCAACUUAUCUGUGCUUUAUGUUUAGAACAAUGCUUUUAAGAGUAUUUCAGUGUAUAUAAAACUUCCCCUCCUGACCCCCCUUUUUUCUUUCUUUUGUGAUAAACGUUUUAUGUUGUGUUCAGUUUCUAUUCUUACUCUGCUAAGAAUGUUAUGUCAAGUUUUAAUGUCAUUAAAAGGUGACCUUUCAUUCUGUAUGAAAGGUGUGUGUGUGUUGCAUUGUCAUGCAUGCUAACUGCGCCAUAUGCAUUUGCGCUGUGGUUGAUGUGAAGUGUUUGCUCUGCCAAAUGUAAAGGAUGGAAAGCGUCCUGUUCAUCUCCUGCCAGUGGAUUAUUCCAAGGACAUGCAAACAGACUGGUAACGAGUCUCUAGAAUCAUUUCAACCUGUGUUAACUAGCUCUUCAAUGUUCUUUCAGCUGAAUCGUUCUUUAAAAAAGUACUUUAAAAAACUGUUAACAUGCUUGCGUGAUUCCAGUGAUGCACAUUGUAGGACAUGGUAGCUUCAGUGGAACAACAAAUACGCAAUCUUCUUUACGCAUUCUUCUGUGUAGCACUGAAGCUAUUAUGCCCUACAAUAGUUCCAGUGGCUAGUUACCGCCAAAAUCAACCAGCUGGUAUCUAAGAUGGUAGAUUUGGUUGUAGAAUGUGCCAAGCUGCAGAAACAUUGCAUUCUGAAUCUUUUCAGAUGCACAUUUGGGAUUGAGGGUAGAACAGACAUUACAAAUAUUGCAUACCUUGUAGCAUGUUGCACCAGUCUCGCUACAGGCCUGAAAUUCAUUAAAGCUGUAGUGAAAGAGGAAGACGGUGACUCUUACAUCCUUGGCAUGCCAAACUGCUGCAACAGCUUUGCGUUAGCAGUUCAUGUACAGCUUUGGACAUGUUUUGCCUGCUCAAUUUUAUGGAUGCCAUCCAUUGUUGUAGCAACAUGUUGGUGUAUUUCAUGCAAAAUCUUCUGCCACCCACUUUUCACGAGUAGUCAGUUCGCUGUAUGUACACAAUUCACAGCUCCUUGAAUCCAGCCUAAUUAAGCCAACUUACUACAGCAUCUACAAAAUUUAUAAGCUAACAUGUUUUCAAUUAUAUCCAAGUGCUAUGUAAAACUGAUCUGACAUAACAACUUGGCUUGCCACAAACCUUUCUUGGCACCCUAUAUUGCUACAUUGAAAUCACUUCUGUGAUGCCAUAUGCUUGAGCCACAGUGAACUGCACACAUCUCGUGUUGCAUAUUCUGCAUCAUUUAUUUAGUGCCAGGUCAAGUAAAGGAAGAGGCCCUGUCUGUGGUCGCUGGGAAAUGUCCCCACAAGAAAUAAACCUUAUAGCUUUGUAACUUGCAGUUAGUGUGGCACUACAAUGCUUUUCUUGCCUUUUUAGUUGAAUUUUCACAGCUGUGCGUAAAUGUAGCCAACGCUAGCAGUUGUUUCAUAGCACACUUGCGGGUCCAAAUGAUCAGCCCUGCCAUGAAACCUUUAUGCAGCGACUUUAUGCUAUGCUUAAAUAAAGGUUCCAUUCAUGUGAUCCGAAAUUUGAUUAGUACAUGCCUGUGCUGUGCUGCAUUGUGUAAUCCUUAACAAUUGCGUUCCAACUUGGUUUUGACUGAAGUCUGCACAGAGACCUGGAGUGUAUUACAUUGCAUGCGCAUAUAAAUGUUCACACUUACAUGAAGGCUUUGGUUGCUUUGAAAGCUUGCAAAAACUGAGGCACUGCAUCUGUGUGGCGGAUGCUGAUAUGACAGUGAUAGUCUAAGAUGUGGGCUGCGCUUUAUAGGUGUUCUGAAUUGUGUACCUGGAAAUGAGAUUGUCAUGUGCUGAGCUGGGGUGAAUGGUUGCAGCAAAGCCACUGGCAACUGUAGUUUCACCUCUAGGUCUUUCUUUUUGUGUGCACUCUUUUAUUAGCAGCUGGGUGGUAGGGUUUACCAUCACUGGAGGUUACAAAUAGUAGCUAAACAGUCUGCAGUCUGUGCCACAGAAGAGGAAAGUUUCAUGAUAUGAUGCACGUAAAGCUAUCAAUACCACAUUCAUCCUGUUUCCUCCCAGCAUUCAAUAGCUCUUGGUAACUUAUGUAAGAUAAAUUGAUAGCCAGUUUUUUUUUUUUUUUUUUUCUUUGAGCAAGCAAAUCGCCAGGUGUGUCAGUCACUCAAAGUUUAGUAAUGCAGAAAUGGGUAAGCAUUUGUUGUGCAUGAACCGAGCAGCUCCAUUAGUGCUGAAAUUUUCGAAGCAUUUGCAGAUUGAAGCUUGCAGGCCAUUAUUUUACUUUCAUGGUGUGCUGGUACUUCAGUGUUUCAUGGGGUAUGCUUCGUGUCUAAAAAGCUAUUCUACCAUGUGGAGCCGAACUUGAAAAGGCCACGUGUUCUGCUCAUCAAAGCAUCCACACAAAAUGUUAAAUGUCUUGGAACUUGUUUAGGUGCCUAAAACAUUGAAUACAGGCCCCCAAAAACAUUUCCUGAUGCACUUUACAGUAGUAGAAACUCCAGCAUUCAGUGUAGUAUGGACUUAGUUCUUGUUUGUUCAAAGCUACAACAAAAAUAUGUGAAAGUCCAGUCAACUGUCAACUACCCAGCUGUACAAGCAGGUUCAUCAAAUUUCUUUUCCAGUUUCUAAAAUAGCAUACCAUGGGUAUGUUCGGACAAUAAGAAAGAUUCCUGUGCAAGUUGGUUUAAAAGAAAAACCAGUGAGGUUACGUUCUGAAACUUGUGUGAGCGACAUGCCUGUUGUGCACGUUUACAACUGUAGUUACAUAGAAAAUUAGGCUGAGCAAACUUGUUCAGUAUGUGAAAACAUUUGUAGGGGAGAAUUCUAUGCUAUUGCUAGAACCCAAUUAACAAAGCGCGAUUUGUUCUAAGAAGCACACCUGAGGGGAUCUUUGAGUGGUACAAGAUUCUGUUUACCACUGCCAUUGCUACUUAAGCUAUACAGACUAGUACAUCGCAAAAUGUACACUAUGUAUGUGAUUAAUGCAGACUGAUGCUAUGAACAAACACCAAGGAUUUAAGUGGACAGGCUUAACAGCUCAAAAUUUCGAUUAGGCUCAAUAGUGAAUGGAGUAGCAGUAAGCACCAUGUGCAAGCCUGGUGCGCUAUUAUCGGUUGUUCACUUUCAGGGAAACUUUUGGGGGGAUUUGACAAGCAUCGAAAGCAUCAGCGUCUGUGGGUGACAGCAUUCCUGGCACAGUGCUGAGGCAGUAUGUGUGGCACUGUCGGGAAUGCUGUAGCCCGUAGAUGCCAAUGCAUCCAGCGCUAGUCAUGAGAAAUCUUGUGAAUAUAUCCACAAUACUAAAUGACUGAGAAUACUGCCCCUGUUUUGCACACUGGUGUACCCAUGUAUAGUGAGCAGUCAGUGCUAGAUCUGACUUCAUCCAAGAUGGGCUACUGUUUAGCUUAUACCUACAAGGGUGCCCUAUAACCCAUCAGGUGCUGUGUGCACAAUUGUGUAUGCAAAGGUAGUGCAUCAAAAUUAAAAGUGCCAAUUAAAAUUAUAACAUCUAAAAUAUAUCACAAACACCUUAGACCUGUGCUGCAGGUUUUAAUAAGUGGAAAGUGUUUCAGUAAAAUGAGUUGGAAGGUAGACUGCUGGAUGUUUGCCCUAGCAUGUCUGUCUUCAUGUCACGAGUUCACUUCUUUCAUUGUUUUCGCAAUGUUUUACAUCAGGCAUAUUUUCAAGCAUCUGGACAGGUGUUGUCCAUGUAUACUAGACUUGAAAUAGCUGAGAUUCUAAUAUUUAACGUUCCUAUGAAGAUUUCUCACUUGGAGUCUACAUUCCGUAAACUCAACAAAGCUCACUGAAGAAUUGAAAAUUCCUUUGUUCUGCAGCUGUAUGGUUUUCACAGUUCUGAAGGUACAAGAAAUGUGAUAGAACUAAAUUUUCAAUGGACAAAAUUAAUUGGUGCGUGAACGUGUUAAUCUGAUUGAAAAAAAAAGGCACAUUCCCUCCUGCGUGGCUUUUCGAACUCUGAGAAGCGACUUUGUAACAUGUCAAAGUAGUGGCAGCCCUGUGGCAACAAAGAAGCAUGCCAAAUCGCAUGGUUUCAGCUGCCACUGAUGAGGCAUUGAAUGCACUGGACUAUUGUGAAGCGGAAGGUAGUGUUCCUUGCCAGAAGUAUUAUGCUGUGUGUUCGUGUGCAUUCAGCCUGCAUUUUUCACUUGUAACUGUCUGGCAGCACUUAUAACUGUCUGCCAUAAGUGUACUCUGCUUUUGAAGCAGAAAAACGUCCAUCCUUCUGGAAAGAAGUGGUAGAAGAUAGUCUCAAUACCAUUGGUAAACUUGACUGUCCUGUCUCCUGUCGCCUUUAUUGGUAAAAUGAGGAAAAAAAAAAGCUAUUUUUAUGCUGUUCCAGUCUGUCAGAUGUGCCCUUUUCUUUGUAUGGCUUGGUUUUUGCAUGUUUGCAGCCAGCCUAUUACGGUGCAAACACUGGUAACGUCCAUGUAUUGGCUUAUGCAUAUAGUAGGUAUUUUAUGUGCAUUGUAACAAUAAUCUUUAGUCUAGUGCUCUGUGUAUUGACCUCUUGGCUUUUAUUUUGUCAGCUGGUGCUGUAUGUCUUGUGAGAAAUAAAAAUAUUUACAAAGACUGUCAAAA